Messenger RNA from Rubroshorea leprosula, 2187 nucleotides. The record is from the annotation of a GenBank genome assembly. NCBI's taxonomy places the organism in Eukaryota, Viridiplantae, Streptophyta, Magnoliopsida, Malvales, Dipterocarpaceae.
ACCCCUGCUGUCUAAACCUGUGGAAGGGGAGAGUCUAUACAUGUAUAUGGGAGUUACAGGAGAGGCGGUGAGCUCCGUUUUACUCAGGGAAGAAAAUAAGAAUCAAAAACCUAUCUGCUACGUGAGCAAGGUUUUACAAGGUGCAGAGCAGAACUAUCCAUUAGCAGAAAAGGCGGCAUUUGCCCUGGUGUACACAGCUCGUAAGUUGAGGGCUUAUUUCCAAUCACACCAGAUUGUUGUCUAUACCGAUUUGCCGUUGAGAAAAAUACUGCAGAAACCUGAACUCUCAGGUCGGCUUGUUGGAUGGAGCAUCGAGCUGAGUGAAUAUGACCUCAAAUUUCAGCCGCGCACAACCAUAAAAGGUCAGGCCGUCGCAGACUUUCUGGUAGAGUGCAUCUCAGCGACAAAGGAAGAAAAAGGACCUGAACACCCUAUCUGGGUUUUAUAUGUUGAUGGAGCAGCUAACAUAGAGGGAUCAGGUGCUGGAGCUGUGUUAGUGGGCCCAGAUGGCUUUAAGUCUGAGCACGCACUAAGUGACUCUCAGCUCGUGGUAGGCCAGGUCAAUGGCAGCUGUGAGAUCAGGGACCCCCAACUCGGCCGUUAUGCCUCUGUGGUCAACAGACUGAAGUCAAUGUUUGUUCUUUUCCAAAUUGAUAAAAUACCCAGAGCAGAUAACCACCGAGCCGACGAGCUGUCCAAGUUGGCCUCCUCGCAGGACAUUAACCCACAGAGGUCAACAAUUGUCGAGAUACUUGACGCCCCAAGCUACACCGACCUCGCUGUCGAAUGUCAACUAUUGAGUACAGACCCCUCUACACCGAGCUGGACCACCCCGCUAAUAAGUUAUUUACAAAGUGGUGAGCUACCUGAAGACAAAUCCGAUGCAAAGCUGGUUAGACGCAGGGCGGCACAUUUCACUUUGAUAGACAACCGGCUCUACAAACGAGCAGCCUCAAUGCCCCUAUUACGCUGCCUUACUCCUUAUGAAGCUGAAUACGCUGUGAGAGAAGUCCACGAAGGAGUAUGUGGCACGCACAUCGGUGGCAAGACUUUAGCUCGGAAACUCCUAAGACAUGGGUAUUACUGGCCCACUAUGGUCGAGGACGCGCAGAGCUAUGUCAAAAAGUGCCCGACCUGCCAGUUCAGUGCUGAUGAUAUUCACAUGCCAGGGGAAAUGCUAUCAUCUCUCACGUCUCCCUGGCCCUUUGCUCAAUGGGGUGUCGACCUGCUCGGCCCUUUCGUCAAAGGUAAAGGAGGCUGCACUUUCCUGGUCGUUGCGAUAGAUUACUUCACUAAAUGGAUAGAAGCUAAACCGUUGUCCACGACAACAGAAAAGAAGAUAGAAGAAUUCUUAUUCAAUUCAAUAUUGUGCAGGUUUGGCAUACCUCAGCGGAUUAUUGCUGAUAAUGGACCCCAGUUCCGAGCAGCAGCACUGAGAUCGUUCUGCAAGGACUAUGGCAUUGAGCUCUCCUUAACAUCUGUGUACACUCCACAGUCAAACGGACAGGCCGAGUUUGCCAAUAAAAUCGUUUUGCGAGGCCUCAAGACGCGCGUUAUAACCGCGCGUUCUAAUUGGGUCGACGAGCUCAAUAAAGUACUUUGGUCAUGUCGCACGACACCCAGCUCGGCCACGGGCGAAACUCCGUUCAGCUUGGCAUAUGGAGCCGAGGCCGUCAUCCCUGUCGAAGUCGGUCUACCACCUAUUAAAUCAGAUCGUCAGGAUGAUCAGAAUAACGGGCAGCUCCUAAGAGAAAACUUAGACCUAGUGGAGGAAGUCAGGGAAAUGGCUCGAAUUAGGAACAUGGCACACCAAAGCCGUGUGGCAAAGUUUUAUAACAAGAGAGUUCGAGCUCGACAGUUUCAGGUCGGCGAUCUGGUUCUCCGCAAAGCUGGAUUAACCAAUGCCUAUUCGCAUAUGGGCAAGCUCGCCCCUAAUUGGGAAGGCCCUUAUAUGGUUAUUAAUAUUAAACGACCUGGGUGUUAUCAAUUAGCAGAUUUACAAGGUCGUCCGUUGUCGUUCAUAUGGAACAUACACAAUCUUAGAAAGUUUUAUAGUUAACGUGUAUAUUAUUAGUGCUCAGGUCGUUACUGAUCAUUUGUAAACAGCGACUUAUUGAACAUUCAACACAGAAAUUCCAGAACAAAAGACUUGAAUUUGUAUUUCAUCAAUGAAAUGUUACAAGUGUA